Molecule: messenger RNA, 429 nt
Organism: Mesorhabditis belari
Lineage: Eukaryota; Metazoa; Nematoda; Chromadorea; Rhabditida; Rhabditidae
Source: the annotation of a GenBank genome assembly
AUGAUUUUUACGAAAUUUUCCUUUAUUCUGCUAGUUUUCUGUUUUUUGAUCGUUCAUGAAUGUCGACGUGACGCGAAUCAACGAUUUAAGGCGUGUUGCGCUCGGCAGAAAAACGCGGACAAAGACUGCAAACGGAAAUUCUGUGAUUUUCACGCGAUCAGCCAACACAAUGUACUCCAUUAUUUGAACACUUGUUCACCCCGGGGUGACACGGUUCAAUCCAUGUGGGAUUGUGCUUCGAGUCGAGUCGAUCACACCGAGUGCUGCAAGAGAAGAAAUGUCGUCCCAGCGUGUAUGGCUUACUGUAACACGACUUAUGGAGUCCCGUCAGACUACAUGAAUUAUUUGUUCUGCUUGCAGAAUUUCAACGACAUUCGCGAUUGUUUCUGGGGAUAUUUGGAGAAAAACCCGAAUAUUUAUGGAGAUUCU